AAUGUAAAUAAACCAAGUGAUAUACUAAACGACGUCGUUGGGAAUGAAUCCUACCAUAAUAAAAACCCGACUCGGUUGACAAUCGCCAUUACUUCAAUUCAAUAAACAAGGACUGUCUGGUACUUUUGAUUCAUCAACGAAACUAUCGGCAAAGGUUUUGCUUGUGGACGAGAAUGGCUUCAUCUUCUUCCGUUAUAAGCCCAGAAGAUGUUUUGGAGUCUCUGAUGAAUGAUGGUACUUUUGAUUCUCUUAGAUUGAAGAUCAUUAAUCAGCUCAAAGCCAAUGAAGAGCUAAAGAGUACAACCAUUAAGAUGGCUGAACAGAGUAAAGUUCUUAAUACCCCUGGGGCAGAAAAACAAACUAAAAGAGAGCUCUUUGAUGCGCUUCGCCAGGAACUUGAAGCUCCCGUGCUUGAGAAGGCAUCAAAGUCAGUUUGGGAGUUAAUUCUGGACAGCAAUGGGCUAGGAAAGGAAAUUAGUGAGACUGUUGAAAAGGUAUUUUGUAGAUUAAGUGGCAGGGAACCUCCAUUAUUUCCUCCAAGCAUUAAGAUCCAACCAGAUAAAGAAACUGAGAAUGAGAAAGGAAAAGAAAAAGGAAAAGGAAAAGCAAAGGAACAUGAAGAUGAAAAGGAGGGUUCAAACUCUAAAUCAAAGAAAAGGAGUUUCAUCGAGAUAAAUGAGGAGGGAGGGUUGGCUGAAGUUGCGAAGGAUCUGACAUCCCCAGGGUUGUAAUGGUAGGAUUUAAUACAUUCCAAGUUUGAAGAUACAAGAGACUACGUUGACAAAAUGUUCUUUUUCCUUUUUUGGGUGAUAUAACACAUAUUAGGACCCAUCUAGACUUGAAGUAAAACGUGGCGACUUGGGUAGGAAAUUAGCACUGCACAAGCUCCAUGUUUUACGUUUGUAUAUUAUUAACUAAUGAAUUUCAUUUACUUCAAUGAGUACUCUGAAUGAUGACUGUUUUUAACGUUGUUUUAGCUUGAAUUCACUCAAACAUUAAUGAUGCCCUUAAUUUUCCCCUUUAGUUUAAAUGAAAUGAAAUAUGUUUCCGCAA
This is a messenger RNA of Mangifera indica (mango), 1053 nucleotides long. RefSeq lists its product as uncharacterized. The transcript has 4 exons. Bases 174 to 731 code for a protein of 185 amino acids. NCBI's taxonomy places the organism in Eukaryota, Viridiplantae, Streptophyta, Magnoliopsida, Sapindales, Anacardiaceae. The record is from RefSeq and is a predicted model, not a curated record.